Molecule: messenger RNA, 1893 nt
Organism: Emys orbicularis (European pond turtle)
Lineage: Eukaryota; Metazoa; Chordata; Testudines; Emydidae
Product: cytochrome P450 26C1
Exons: 6
Coding region: 1-1893 (630 amino acids)
Biological process (GO): sterol metabolic process
Molecular function (GO): heme binding; oxidoreductase activity, acting on paired donors, with incorporation or reduction of molecular oxygen; monooxygenase activity
Source: RefSeq, a predicted model, not a curated record
AUGUUGCUGGCGGGGAUCAGCAUGUUGUCCUGGCUCGAAGCUGCGCUCACUGCCUUGCUGGCCCUGGGGCUCCUCCUCACCGUGUCCCGGCACUUGUGGACUCUCAGGUGGACUCUGAGCAGGGACCGGGGCAGCGCUCUGCCCCUCCCCAAAGGCUCCAUGGGGUGGCCGUUCUUCGGGGAGACCCUGCACUGGCUUGUCCAGGGCUCUAGCUUCCACAGCUCCCGCCGGGAGAAGUACGGCCACGUGUUCAAGACCCACCUGCUGGGCAAGCCUGUCAUCCGCGUGACCGGAGCCGAGAACAUCCGCAAGAUCCUGCUGGGGGAGCACAGCCUGGUCAGCACCCAGUGGCCCCAGAGCACCCAGAUCAUCCUGGGCUCCAACACUCUGCUCAACUCCAUCGGCGAGCUGCACCGCCAGCGGAGGAAGAUCCUGGCUAGAGUCUUCAGCCGCGCUGCCCUGGAGAGCUACCUCCCUGGGAUCCAGAAGGUCGUGAGCUGGGAGCUGCGGGGCUGGUGCAGGGAGCCUGGCUCCGUCGCGGUUUAUUCCUCCGCUAAAACUUUGACUUUCCGCGUUGCAGCUCGGGUUCUGCUGGGCCUCAGCCUGGAAGAAAAGCAGUUUAAGGACCUGGCCAAAACCUUUGAGCAGCUGGUGGAGAACCUGUUCUCCUUGCCCCUGAACAUCCCGUUCAGUGGGCUGCGCAAGGGGAUCAAAGCCCGGGAUAUGUUACAUGAGUACAUGGAGAAAGCCAUAAUGGAAAAACUACAAAGAAAGAACUCGGAAGGUCAUAGUGAUGCUCUGGAUUUCUUAAUAAACAGUGCCAAGGAUCAUGGCAAAGAAUUCACCAUGCAGGAGCUGAAGGAGUCAGCGAUUGAGCUGAUAUUUGCUGCUUUCUUCACCACUGCUAGUGCCAGCACUUCUCUGAUUCUUCUGCUACUGAAACACCCCUCGACGGUAGAAAAAAUAAGACAGGAACUGGUGUCCCAUGAAUUGCAUUGGCAGUGCCAUUGCCUUUCGCCUGCAGUCUCCCAAAAGAACCACCCAUAUAUUGAACCCUGCCAAGAUACACCGAUGGUCCAGGAGAAAGAAAGGAAGGACAGUGACCCUCAACAGCGUCUCCUCUCCACGCCAGAAGGGACGCCGAAGAAUCAAAGUCAGCAACUUGAUCUAAAGGCAGAAGGAGAGGCUGGGGGUGGUUUUAUCCGGCGGCCUCCUCUCCUUAAGGAGCUCACGUUAACCAGAAUGACACAAGAAACAAUUAGUUUGAAUACAAACGAUCAUUAUUCAAACCACAGGCAAGAGGAAGCCGGCCAGCCGCCCAGCAGGUUCGAGGUGCCCACAGGGCCAGUGAUUCCAGAGGCAGAGUGUCAUUGUCAGCCUGAGAUGAACUUGGAUAAACUGAGCCGUCUGCGCUACUUGGACUGUGUGAUUAAGGAGGUCCUUCGCGUGCUGCCGCCCGUUUCUGGAGGCUACAGGACUGCCCUGCAGACCUUUGAGCUGGAUGGCUACCAGAUCCCCAAGGGCUGGAGCGUGAUGUACAGCAUCCGAGACACCCACGAGACCGCGGCCGUGUACCAGAGCCCCCCCGAGAGCUUCGACCCGGACCGGUUCGGCUCGGCCCGGCAGGAGGACAGCAAGGGGGCAGGACGCUUCCAUUACAUCCCAUUCGGCGGGGGGGUCAGGAGCUGCAUCGGCCAGGAGCUGGCCAAGGCCAUCCUCAAGCUGCUGGCCAUCGAGCUGGUCAGCACGGCCCGCUGGGAGCUGGCCACCCCCAGCUUUCCCGAGAUGCAGACGGUGCCCAUCGUGCAUCCCGUGGACGGGCUGCAGCUCUUCUUCCACCCCGUGCAGCCCGGCGGCGCCAGCACCCGCCGCCAGGUGUCCCGGGAAGCUUGA